GGACAAGGCCCGGGCGGCACAGGCCGCUCCACGGCACAGUGCCAGUCCUGGGCCCCUGGUGAAGGCAAAGACUGUGAAGAAGCCGGAGGGCACAGAUACCCCCCGCACCUCUCGUGCCAGUGCUCUCCAGGCAGUGGCUGCCUCGGUGCAGAGAGCGGUGGCUGUGGCAGGUGGUGAGGUGCCCGUCAGCCGUGGGGCCAUCGAGGGCAUCCUCAUUAAACACGUGCUGGACCCAAACAGCUCCAAGAUGGGCAGCAGAGCUGGUGACAAGCCAUAUACCCCAACUGCCUGCGAGGAGCCAGAGGCCAGGAGCAGAAGCCACAGCCUGAAGCCUCCCGCCCAGCCCAAGAACAGGGAACCACAAUUGCACCCCCAGGGCCAGCUGCAAGCAGCCACUGUCUACAGCCAGGACCCUGCGCCCCACCAGGAGAAUGAGGAUGAGUGUGCAGCAUGCGGUGACGGUGGUGAGCUCAUCUGCUGUGACGGCUGCCCCAGGGCCUUUCACCUUGCCUGCCUGGUGCCCCCGCUGCCCCACGUCCCCAG
Molecule: messenger RNA, 543 nt
Organism: Zonotrichia albicollis (white-throated sparrow)
Lineage: Eukaryota; Metazoa; Chordata; Aves; Passeriformes; Passerellidae
Source: RefSeq, a predicted model, not a curated record